Molecule: messenger RNA, 1488 nt
Organism: Leptomonas pyrrhocoris
Lineage: Eukaryota; Euglenozoa; Kinetoplastea; Trypanosomatida; Trypanosomatidae
Exons: 1
Coding region: 274-1488 (404 amino acids)
Cellular component (GO): cytoplasm
Source: RefSeq, a predicted model, not a curated record
AGGCGUUGGACUUCAACGCACUCGGCAUACGGAGGCUUCAAGCAGCGUGGCACACGCACGCACACCCACUCUUCGUCAAGAGAAAAAAAGCAUAUACCUACCCCCCGUAGCUUCUCACGCAGGCGCUGCCGCUUCUUUCUCACUACCGCUUUUCAGCAACUGCUCUCAAGCCUUCGCCUUCGAACAAGCACCUGUCACUCAAGGAGACAGCGACACACAUCGUUACUGCAGACGGCAGCUCCAAAAAAAAAAGCGGUCAGCACGAAAGGCCGCAUGCACAACGCCGACGUGCAGAAGCCCGCCUUCGAGACGCUGAAGCGCGCCGCUAUCGGCACGUAUUGGUCGAACCGCGACAAGGAUGGAAAACACUUCAAGAACUACGGCGCCGGCGCAUCAUCCUCCCCUGGCAUCCUCAAAGCACUCAAGUGGAUGCUGGGGAAAAUGUGCCGCGGCAAUGCCCUACCAAGAGGCGGCUACGCGGAGUUUGGCAAGGUGUGGUACGCGCCGUGCGACAUGGGCGAGUCGGUGGCCGAGUGGCGGCGCACCCCCGCCGACCAUCGCGGCGACCGUGUCUACUUCAUUGGACACGCCACGCAGCUCCUCUGCCUUGGCAACGGCGUCAACGUUCUUUUUGACCCGAUCUUUUCGCCGCGUGCCUCGCCGGUGUCCUUCGCCGGCCCCGCUCGUCGUUACCCGCCUGCCACGACCGUGGACCAGCUGCCGCCGAUCCACAUUGUCACCGUCUCGCACAACCACUACGACCACAUGGACCAGGCGAGUCUCACAGCGCUGUACGGACGCUUCCCUGAGGUGCGGUUUGUCCUUCCGCUGAAGAUGGAACCCUUCCUUCAGCAGUGGGGCAUCCCCGCGGCAUCCAUCACGACGCUGGACUGGUACGAAGCGUGCGAGGUGCACGGGCUACGCAUCGGCUGCACGCCGGCACAGCACUGGGGCAGGCGGAGCAUGUCGGACAGCAACGAGGUGCUGUGGUGUGGGUGGUGUGUCGGCUGGCGGCCCAACGAGCCCACCACCUUGAAUACGGCGGCGGUGGGAGAGAGGGACAAGCAGCCGCCAGCCUCCUACAGCGGCUCCGACGCAGUGCCAGAUACAGAUGCAGCGGCAGCAGAGCAGCAGCAGUCGUGGAGUCAGUACAAGAAGUACUUCUUCACCGGGGACACGGCCUACAACGCAGAUGUGUCCACGAACAUCUACGCCCACUUUGGUCCGAUGGACAUGGCGAGUCUGCCCAUCGGCGCGUACUCGCCUCGGUGGUUUAUGUCGCACGCCCACAUCGAUCCCGAGCACGCGGUGCAGAUCUUCCAGGAUCAGCACAUCCAGCGCGCCAUGGCGGUGCACUGGGCCACCUUUGAGCUGGCGGAUGAGCCGCUGGACGAGCCACCGGAAGUGCUGGCGGAGGCGCUGAAAGCAGCGGGCAUCGACCAGAGCCGCUUCCAGGCGAUCCCAAUGGGAAAGUUCAUUGACUUCUAA